GUACUUGAGAACCAACCGUUCACAACCAACCCAAAACAGCCAACAUGUUCAAAUACUUCGCUCUCUGCCUGUUCGCCAUCGUGGCCUGUGUGGCUGCCAAGCCGGCGGUGCUCGCCUCCCCACUGGCCUACAGCGCCUACUCCGCUCCCUAUGUGGCCGCAUCUCCCUACUCGGCUGCCUACACCGCCGCUUACACCGCUCCAGUGGCCGCCGCCUACUCCGCCUACUCGUACCCGUACGCGUCCGCCUACUCCGCCUACCCCUACGCCGCCUACUACCGCUAACUGCAUGACUAGAUCGUGAUCUUAUCUUGGCUACUGAACCGGACCUGAACACAUAUACCUAUUGCAACAAGGAUACGUUCCUGCUAACCACCCACACCAUUCCAGCGCUCUCUUCUCACAUCCCUGGUAUUAGUUCGGCGGACUCUAAUUUCCCACCUCUGCCGUGCCGACUGCUGAAAGUUAAGUCAUGGGAACAGGACAUACCACUUACACAAAGAAAAUAUUUUUGUUGAAAUAAAUACUGCAUUUUGCGUAAAACGUA
This is a messenger RNA of Drosophila teissieri, 546 nucleotides long. Its product is annotated as vitelline membrane protein Vm26Ab. The transcript has 2 exons. The coding region runs from base 45 to 284 and encodes 79 amino acids. NCBI's taxonomy places the organism in Eukaryota, Metazoa, Arthropoda, Insecta, Diptera, Drosophilidae. The record is from RefSeq and is a predicted model, not a curated record.